CCGGCCGAGCUGGGGGUUGGGCCUUGGAGGCCGAGGAGCCCGCGGCUGUGGGCGAGUGUCCGUGUGGCCUGGUUCGGGCCAUGUCCGCGUGAGGACGCCGCCGCCGCCCGCGUCCCGGCCCCGGCCCGGCCCGGCUUGCCGCGCACCAUGGGCUCCAUCCUGAGCCGCCGCAUCGCGGGCGUGGAGGACAUCGACAUCCAGGCGAACUCGGCCUAUCGCUACCCGCCGAAGUCCGGAAACUACUUUGCCUCGCACUUUUUCAUGGGAGGUGAGAAAUUUGACACCCCCCACCCUGAAGGUUACCUCUUUGGAGAAAACAUGGAUCUGAAUUUCCUGGGCAAUCGCCCAGUCCAGUUUCCUUAUGUCACCCCCGCCCCCCAUGAGCCGGUGAAGACGCUGAGGAGCCUGGUGAACAUCCGAAAAGACUCCCUGCGGCUUGUGAGGUACAAAGAUGGUACAGACAGCCCCUCCGAGGACAGUGAGAAGCCCCGUGUCCUCUACAGCCUGGAGUUCACCUUUGAUGCCGACGCCCGGGUGGCCAUCACCAUCUACUGCCAGGCGGUGGAGGAGUUCCUGAACGGGACUGCGGUGUACAGCCCCAAGAGCCCCGCCCUGCAGUCUGAGACCGUCCACUACAAGAGAGGGGUGAGCCAGCAGUUCUCCCUGCCCUCCUUCAAGAUCGACUUCUCCGAGUGGAAGGAUGAUGAGUUGAACUUUGACCUGGACCGGGGCAUGUUUCCAGUGGUCAUCCAGGCCGUGGUGGAUGAAGGAGACGUUGUGGAAGUGACUGGCCACGCCCACGUGCUCUUAGCCGCCUUUGAAAAGCAUGUUGACGGCAGCUUCUCUGUGAAACCUUUAAAGCAGAAGCAAAUUGUGGACCGGGUCAGCUACCUGCUGCAGGAGAUCUACGGCAUCGAGAACAAGAACAACCAGGAGACAAAGCCGUCGGACGAGGAGAACAGCGACAACAGCAGCGAGUGUGUGGUGUGCCUGUCGGACCCGCGGGACACGCUGAUCCUGCCCUGCAGGCACCUGUGCUUGUGUAACUCGUGCGCGGACACGUUGCGCUACCAGGCCAGCAACUGCCCCAUCUGCCGGCUGCCCUUCCGGGCCCUUCUGCAGAUCCGGGCGGUGAGGAAGAAGCCGGGAGCCCUGUCCCCUGUUUCCUUCAGCCCUGUUCUGGCCCAGAACAUGGACCACGACGAGCAUUCAUGUCCCUUUAAAAAAUCAAAGGCGCACCCCGCCUCACUGGCCAGCAAGAAACCUAAAAGGGAAACAAGCUCUGACAGCAUCCCACCUGGCUAUGAGCCCAUCUCCCUGCUUGAGGCGCUCAACGGCCUUCGGGCCAUCUCCCCGGCCAUCCCUUCAGCCCCCCUUUAUGAAGAGAUCACCUACUCAGGAGUCUCGGAUGGCCUGUCCCAGGCCAGCUGUCCACUCUCUGGGAUCGAUCGAAUCCUGGAAAGCAGCCACCAGAAGGGCAAGCCGAGGAGCAAAUCCCCUGACAGCACCCUGCGGUCUCCGUCGUCCCCCAUCCACGAAGAGGAUGAGGAGAAGCUGUCCCAGGCCUCGGACGCCCCUCCCCCGCUGAGUGGGGCGGGGCUGGCGCUCAGCAGCUCCCCCGAGAGCUUCGUAAUGGAGGAGGCGGACGAGGCGUCGGCACUGAAGCAAGGGAGCCGAGUGCCGUCCAUCGAGAAUGUCCUGCAGGAUGGCAGCCCUGAGCCCUGCAGCCAUGGCCAGCCCCGCCUGCCAGCCGAUAUCUACCUGCCAGCCCUGGGGCCUGACUCCUGCUCUGUUGGUAUAGAGGAGUAAGCUGGAUGGUCCACCUCCAUGGAGACGCCCCACAGCCUCCGUACCACUGGCCCGCCCUGGCCUGUGCUCAGUGGCCCCAGUCCUGACCCUGGGGCCACUGAGCUGACCCCACUCUGAGAGCCUGGCCAGGCUGGCAGCAUGGAGCCCUUAGCUCCCCAGACUUUGCCGAGGGGCCACCGGAUUCCAGCGUGACCCCUGGCCUCUCCUGUCUUGCACGCUCUGCGUGGCCACUGGUUCUGAGGGGCCACACGACCCUUGAUUGAAGAGCACAGUGGACUGUGUCCCCUGACAAAUUCCUUUUUCUACAGUUGAUGUAUUUGUAAAUGGUACAAGAUGAAGGACGGCAGCUUUCUGUUCUGGGCUCUGAGCUCUGGGGUUUCCCCCAAACGCCCCAUUGGCUAAAUGGCUGGGACUGGGGCCUGACCACCCACGUGCAGCCUGGACCAGCUUCUCGCAGCAUCCUAGCUACUGGGGACUUGACAUCCCAAGAACUCACAAAUUCUCCGAAGAAAAGUGUGUUGGUGGGUGAGGUGGUAUCUUCAUAGGAGAUAUUAUAGGGACCUUGUUGGCUGAGGAGGAAAGGAAGUGGGUCUGAGUCAUGGUCAAUGAAGGAAACAGUGCCUGUCCCCUGCCCCACGUGCGCCUGUGUCCUUGGCAGCCCAGCUCUUGCUGCUCACGCCCUCUGCUGCUGCUUCUCCUUCCUGGUCCAGGCCGGUGGCUGGGGGGGGGUGGGGGGCGGCGGGCUGCCUCCCACAGCUCCCCCCUCCCCCUGGGGGCUGGGGGCUGGGUCUACCCCCGGGGGCAGAGGCAGCAGACAGAGACCGGUGGUCCCUCUCUCGACCCUGCGCCUUCUCUGAAGUGGCUUUGCUCACAUGGCAGGUCCCUGCAGGAGCAGGGGCUUCCGCUGGGCUAGCUGCUGCCCACUUGCCCCAGGGAGGGAUCUGAGCAGCUUCCCUGCUCCCUCUUGGCCACUGAAGUGUCCCUUGGUUUCUCUUUGACUUGUCCUGUCUGGGGUCCCUGUAGUGGACCUGCCUGGGGGACGCACAUGGCAGAUCCCGUCUAAGGUGACCUCAUCUUUUUUUUUUUUUUUUUUUAAAGCAAAACUUUCUGGUCAACAGCAAGGCAAAGGGGGCAUCCAGCCCCGGUGGCCCAGGGUGACAGCUGCCCAGCAGGGACCUUGAGCUGGGUGGUUGGGUCUGUGCAGCUCUCUGAGGUGGGAACACUGUCCUGGUCUGGGGUGGGGGGUGCAGCGCGGCCCACUUCCUGAGGAGCUGUCCUGGGAAGGACGGUUCUGGGGCAGCCGGCAGCAGUCCACAGAGCCCUGUGGCCCAGCCGGCCUGUGUGUGCAAAGCCCUGGCCCCCGCCCCAGCACCCUCCCUGUGGCUCGCCCCACAGGGUGCUCAGGAGAGAAUCCAGCGGUAGAGGACUCGUCUUCUUUCCAGUUGAGCCUGUGAGCAGAGCGCUGCCCUAGACACAGCUCUCGGCCAGCUUUUCCCAGCCACUUGACUCCCUGCCCUCCCUGGCCCUCCCCGGCCCUCCCCUGCUGCCCACUGUGUGCUCAAGCCCGCGCGAAUGCCAGCGCGCACACAGAGAAGUGCAGGCACGUGCGCACACAGCCUGGCUGCCUCCCUCCCUCCCUCCCCUUCCUGCUCCCGACCUGCCAACCCCCGGCCUGUCGCCCGUUGGUAUUGGUGCCAGUGCUCUGUUUGAAGGCCGGGAUGCAGACUGGCCUGUCUUGGACUUACAUGUGCUAUCAUUUGAUGUACUCUGAUUGGCUAGUUUCUGUUCAUUUUUACUGUAUAUUUAUAGUAAUAAAAUCAUGCAGCAAUA
Molecule: messenger RNA, 3639 nt
Organism: Mirounga angustirostris (Northern elephant seal)
Lineage: Eukaryota; Metazoa; Chordata; Mammalia; Carnivora; Phocidae
Gene: MGRN1
Product: mahogunin ring finger 1
Exons: 18
Coding region: 148-1809 (553 amino acids)
Biological process (GO): endosome to lysosome transport; negative regulation of G protein-coupled receptor signaling pathway; protein ubiquitination
Cellular component (GO): cytoplasm; plasma membrane; nucleus
Molecular function (GO): ubiquitin protein ligase activity
Source: RefSeq, a predicted model, not a curated record